AUGAUGCGUCGUAACUCCGACAUCGAGAUUCAGCUCCCGGACGCAGGGCCGACCCCCCUUUCUCCCGAGUCGGCACCAGAGGCCGACAUUGAAAUGCUCUACGACGAACCUGUUCUGCCUCUGACGCUCCCACCGAACAUUGCCGCUCGCUUUUACCGCCGAAGCAGCAAGAUACGACGCUCCUCCAGCGUCUCAUCCCGCAGGAGCUCUAUUUCCUCAUUACAUUCACACCACUCGAACGCGUCUAAUGGCGCAGCAACCGACGAUAAUAUAGCGCAACACCUUCGUCGUACUACGAUCAUCGAGAACCGUAAGGCUAGACUGGCUGAUCGUGCACUCCACGCCGAGAAGGUCAGACUGCGUGCGGCCCUUGCAAAAGCAGCGACACGAAACCUUCAAAUCGAGGCGCGGGCGCUGGCUGCUCAACAGGCUCGGGAGCGUCUCUUGGCAGAUAUAGCAGCGAAGUGCGAGGAUCAGGUCAAAAGAGCCAAGAAGAAGGCCGAGGACCAACGGGAGAAGAAAGCCGCCGAGUACGCCCGUCUCAAGCUUGAGAUGACAGAAAAAUUCGCCGAGGCUGAAAAACGGAGAACACUUUACCAGCAAACCCACCGGCGCCAGCGCACCAGCAGCCUACCCGCUACAGAGGAAAAGAAGAUGGUCAAGGCACUCACUCGAGAUGCAGCAGCGCGCAAGAUCCAGCGAGUGUGGAAGACGCAUCACGCAAAGAGGGUCAUGCAGGAGUUCCACGGUCUCAACUUGUCGGUGGAACGAAUCCGUGAUAUGCCCUUCGAGGAGGUUGGAAUUUUGGUGUCCAACCAAGAUGUCCUUGACACCAUGACCAAGGUCCUUCGACUAUGCGGCUUGAAUGAUAUGGAGGGCGGUGCUUUGGGGAACGAGGCGCCGUUCGCACAUUUCUUAGAGCAAGAUCUCAUUGCAAAGGCGCGCGAGCUGCUCUCGGCUUUCGGCCAGGUCACCGCAUUGCUUUCAUCCGGUUGUUGCUCUCCAGCCGUUAUCAGUGCCGAUUUACAGACCCUAUGCGAGUCUCACAAUGUGUUUUUCUCCGCUUUCCACGCAUGGAAGUCUCACGACUCGACUGUUUUGAUCGAGAUCAUGCUUGCUCAAUUCGUGGAGCUAGAGAUGAUCUGGCAGACUGUUAAAGGCGACACUGCGGGUGGCGUUGCCGAGGACUACCGACAAGGCAUCCGACAGAACCAAAUCCUCCUUCUGGCUCGCUUGAAACGCCUUGCAGGCUCAGAUCGCGCAAUGCAGAUGGUUCGAGAUUCUCUCAAGAAGGCUAAGCGAGAGAAGAGACGCUCAGCCUCAAAGCAGGCCAUCCCUCGAUCUGCCGAAGUGGCCCCUGCGUCGACAGAAGUUUUGACGGAGAGUGUUACUUCUCCUAUUAGCGAAUCAUUCAAUAACGUUGAUGCGGCCGUCCUUCAGGAACUGGACAAGCAGCGAGAUUCUCCGCAUGAACGAUUCACGAAAAUUCUUACUGCUUUGCCGGAGAAUCGAGUGUUAGUGCACGAGCUCUUACUAAAUAAAGAAUUCAAGAUAGAAGAAGCGUCCUACGCCGAACCUCGGAGACAGAUCAUGGCGCACAUGUGCGAUCAGAUGAGAAGAGAUGUGGAAGCUGGUCAGGGCACCGCUUGGACCGUUGCUAUGGCCACUGUAAUCCAAGACCGUUUGCUCCGAUCUCUCCGACCUGGCAACUCCCUAUACGUGUUGAUCAGUGAAGUCCUUGACCCCAAACUUGUGGAAUCGCAGUGUAAUGCAGGAUCGUUCUCCUACAGCAAUUUCUUCGACUUCAUGAACAACAUUCUCCCUCGCCUCUGUGCUCCUUAUCGAGACCCUGCCGUCAAGGCGUUCGCAGAGGAUACAUCCGGGGACGCCAUCGACCGACUAGCAAGGUUGAUGAGUAUCAUCGAUCUUCUGUCUCUUGACCACACCAACUUCAUGAUUCAGAUGGCUGCACCUCAGCUUAUUCAAGAAGCACCGGGAUAUGAGCAACGGACCUUUGAGAAAGGCAUUGCCGACGGAUCUAUCACCUUAGGCAAGACUAGACGAUUCUUGCGCACACACCGGAAGAUUAUUGUCGACGAGAUGAAGAAACGAGACCCGGAGAACAUCCACGGAGAGCCCCAACCUCACUCCACAAGAAUCUAUGCGCACGGCCUUACCGACUUGGUUCUCAGUAACGCGGCUGUUUCUGAGGACUUGAUUCCGGAGACCCUCGCCCUCGACCACCAACGACUAGAGCGAUUGCACGCUCGCGCAUUCCAGAUCGUUGCCACAGCUUCUAUUCUGUUGACCGCGAAGAACCUCCUGAAACGUGAUGCGCGAUCUCAGUGGAAGCCAGAAGCGGACCGGAUUCUCUCUCUCGACUUUAAUGAGAUCACCGUGGAACGACCUCCGCCAGCGCACAGCUCACAGCCACAAUCAAACGAGUCCCUAGUACCGGUUGCCGCUGCGAAGAACGCUGCGGCCCCUCAUGCUUCCGUGCACGUGCAAGCUGAUAGCUUUUCUGAGGGGUCAAGCUCCUCUCGGGACGAUGCUAGCGAUUCUUCUGGCGGACCCCCUGGUUCUCCAAAUCCUAGCUUCACUGAUCCUGUAGCCCGCCUCAUCUUAUCGCGGCUGCGGAGUCACGUUCUCUCGCGGUUGAGUGCCUCAAGUGCUUCCGAACGAGUUCGGACAACGACCACCGCCAGUCAAAGCUUGGCCAGUGCCGGUAUGCCGGAGUUUGUGGGGGAAGUUGGGCAACUGGUGGAUGAAUUGGAGAAGGUGCGAGAAGUGGACUGGCAGUGCCACGGUGCGGUAUACGAACGAUUAUUUGAAGAAGGGACUCUCUCGCAGUAA
This is a messenger RNA of Penicillium chermesinum, 2853 nucleotides long. Its product is annotated as IQ calmodulin-binding motif domain protein. Lineage: Eukaryota; Fungi; Ascomycota; Eurotiomycetes; Eurotiales; Aspergillaceae. The coding region runs from base 1 to 2853 and encodes 950 amino acids. The record is from RefSeq and is a predicted model, not a curated record. The transcript is spliced from 3 exons.